Messenger RNA from Stylophora pistillata, 3172 nucleotides. RefSeq lists its product as uncharacterized. Gene Ontology annotation, cellular component: signaling receptor complex; plasma membrane. Gene Ontology annotation, biological process: cell surface receptor protein tyrosine kinase signaling pathway; protein phosphorylation; positive regulation of kinase activity. NCBI's taxonomy places the organism in Eukaryota, Metazoa, Cnidaria, Anthozoa, Scleractinia, Pocilloporidae. The record is from RefSeq and is a predicted model, not a curated record. Gene Ontology annotation, molecular function: transmembrane receptor protein tyrosine kinase activity; calcium ion binding; ATP binding.
UACUGUUAGCGACGCAGAAGCAUGUCCUGUACAAAAUGUGACGACCUGGUCAGGCACUAUUCAACCUCAAUAUUACCCACGACCUUACAAACCAAACAUGGAUUGUUACUGGCUGGUACAAGUGUCACAAGGAAAUCGCAUCGAAUUAAACUUUCUAGAUUUUGCGAUGGACGCCAUUCGGAGUGAAGAAGUUGGCACUUGUCCUUAUGAUUAUGUUGUUGUAAUGGAUGGUUCCUUUGGCAGCACAAACAUAGUUAUACGACUCUGUGGCACUACAAUCAACACUCUAUCAUCAUGUGGCGGCCAGAAGACGAUGGUUUCGACGACUAACUCAGUGCUCGUGCAUAUGCACACAGACGACAAGAACGAAAAUCGAGGAUUUAUAGCUAGCUACCAGGGUAUUUGUAAAGUGAUUUUCUCUUCAGUCAGUGGAACCAUCAUGUCCCCAAAUCAUCCAAAUAACUAUCCAAACGGCGCUAAGUGUGAGUGGAUCAUUGAUCUUGGUCCAGGAUAUAACAUAACCCUUACAUUUCAUAAAUUUGUCUUGGAAACAAAAGAAAAUUGUGAAUAUGAUUGGGUUAGAGUACAAGAGGGAAACAACGAAGACUCCCCAAAAAAAGGCACUUUCUGCUCAGAUGUGCUGCCUCCUGAUAUAACAACUGUUGGACCGAUGAGGAUUGUCUUUGAAUCGGAUGGUGACAAAGAGUACGAAGGAUUUUACAUGACAUGGUUGGCACAGGAUCGAAACGAAUGUCUUGAACCUGAUAUCUGCCAUGCCAAUGCAACUUGUGCUAACACAGCAGGUUCCUAUCAGUGCACCUGUAAGCUGAGUUACACUGGGGACGGUAAAUCCUGUACGUGGUACAAAGAUUUUAAUGAGUGUGAGUCAAACCUUGACAACUGCCAUGUGGACGCCAUUUGUAUAAACACGCCUACCCAUUUUGAGUGCAUGCGUAAACCUGGCUUCUUAGGAGAUGGCCUUUCCUGUGUUGAUCGAAACGAGUGCCUUGAGCCUGGUAUCUGCCAUGCCAAUGCAACUUGUGCUAACACAGCAGGUUCCUAUCAGUGCACCUGUAUGCUGAGUUACACUGGAGACGGUAAAUUCUGUACGUGGUACAAAGAUUUUAAUGAGUGUGACUUGAACCUUGAUAACUGCCAUGAGGACGCACUGUGUAUAAACACGCUUACCCACUUUGAGUGCAAAUGUGAACCUGGCUAUUUAGGAGAUGGCCUUAACUGUACUGUUAAAGCAAAUGUUUCACUAAAUAAUUCGGAAGCCACAACGAAAACACCAGGGACAACUGAGUUAGAUCUUCCACCGCCUUCUAUGGGAAACAACUCUGAACAAGUCAAAGGAAGUACCUUACCAACUGACAAGAGAGGUUCUAUCCCAGGAAUCAUCACUGGAGUUGUUGUUGCUGUUGUUAUGGGAACGAUUGUGUUAAUCUUUAAAAGAUGGAAAGUCAAACAAAAACGACUUCGUGGUGUCAAAACAAAAAGAUCGAAGUCUGACAUUGUCCACUUCCUGAAAGAGGAAGUCUACCCUGAUAGGGUAACUCUCCAUGAAGAACUGGGCCGGGGGGCUUUUGGUAAAGUUCAAAGAGGAGUUUUAAGAAAAUUACCAAGCACUGAAGUAUUUCGUAUGCAAAGGGAGAAGAGAGCAGAAGUCUGCGAAGAAACUGUUGUUGUUGCUGUGAAAGUGUUAUUCGAUGCAGCGUGCGAGGAAGGAAAACAUCAGUUUCUACGGGAAAUUGAGCUUAUGAGAAAAAUUGGUUCUCACAAGAAUGUACUUUCUAUGCUCGGCUACUGGAUCAAGUCGGAACCAAUCAUGUUAAUCUUGGAAUAUGUUCCGCACGGAGAUCUUCUUCAGUGGUUAAGAGACAAACGGCAGUAUAUUUCAUCGCAGCAACAAGACCUCUAUGAAGGAAAACAAUGCAUUGGAGAAGGAGAGAACGACGAGGGAAGACGGAUUCCUGGUGACGAAUCCAGAGGUGUUUCGGGGGCGAUAAAUUUGACCGGAGCUGACAACGCCUGCAAGGUGGUAAAUUUGACGGAGGCGGACAUGGCUUGUCGAGUAGAAAUAGCUCCUACGUUGUUGGAAAAUGAGGAAAAGAAAGGGACGCCACAGAAAAAUGGCAUCCCCUGUCAAGUGGUUAACACAGAGGUUCAGUCGUCAGAUGAACAACACAUCAACUCAUGUUCAAAUGACCUUUCUGUUAAAGAUCUUGUUUGUUUUGCGUGGCAAAUAACUCAAGGGAUGGAUUACUUGGCCAGUAAAGAAUUUGUUCACCGUGAUCUGGCGGCCCGUAAUGUUCUUCUUGGUGAGGGUAGAACUGUUAAAAUUGCUGACUUUGGACUGUUACGUCAUACGUAUGGUGAAAUAUACGAAGCGAAACAGAAGAAGAAACUGCCAAUCAAAUGGACGGCACCGGAAGCGCUCUGUCACGGCAGCUAUACUUCUAAAAGUGACGUGUGGUCCUUCGGAGUAGUUCUGUGGGAAAUGGCGACAAUGGGCGGAAUUCCAUAUCCUGGAAUAAGCAACAAAGAGUUGUACAAACUUCUUAAGACUGGAUAUCGAAUGGAAAAACCAGACAUGUGUUCUGACGAAAUAUACAAUCUAAUACUGGAGUGCUGGAAGGAAGAUCCCAGCGAAAGACCAACAUUCAGGGACCUGAUUCCAACACUGGAAGAAAUGAUGACUAAAGACACUCCUUACUACGACUUCGACAAACUGGACGAGAAUGAUGCUUGUUACGAUGAAGUCAUUUCUGACAGCAGUGACACUUGCGAUGCAGACACUCCGUUAUAAUUUAGUAAUAUAUUAAUUUUGUAAACAACGAAAAGUUUUAGUUCAGUACUGAACGAUGAAAAUAGCACAUGACGGCAUUGGCACUCCCUCAAAAUGAUAAGAAAAGGUAAAAGAGCUGCCUUAAAUUAAACAUCUGAAUACAAUUUGCAAAAUUUAAAUGGCAUGAUAAACAAAACACAUCCUACUCAUGUUGCAUUUUUCCGAUAAAUUUUUUCCAUGGUACAUGAAAAGAAUCAAUGGUUCAUUGGCCAUUUGACUCUCGAAAAUGACUUACAUGAAAUUUCUCCCUGCAAUAUCCAUACAUUAUCCAGCAAACUGGUAAUGACUGACAAUACUCAAAUUUAUCGGGUAAACGUUGUUUUC